Haliotis rubra (blacklip abalone) is the source of this 2085-nucleotide messenger RNA. RefSeq lists its product as uncharacterized. Bases 46 to 1314 code for a protein of 422 amino acids. The record is from RefSeq and is a predicted model, not a curated record. NCBI's taxonomy places the organism in Eukaryota, Metazoa, Mollusca, Gastropoda, Lepetellida, Haliotidae. The transcript is spliced from 5 exons.
UUUCAAAAUAGUGCAUCCACGAGGAAUAUUGACAGGUCGAACCUAAUGAGGUUUGACCUCGCAGCAGCAAUAGCAGUGGCGUCCUCCUCGAGCACCGACAACGGGAUGCACCAGUACCUCAAUGGCUCAACGGUCACGUGCAAGUACUCCGCGGAGUUCCGGGGAUUGGUCUAUAAGGUUAACCCACAUGACCUAUCGUGCGUGUACAAACGCAUGUUCGAGAUGUGCGCCACGAACGCACUGCGUGACCUUGAGGUAAAUGAGUGGCUUCACAAAAUGGGGGCUGAUUUUGGAGGGCCAGAGCGGAUGUGUGCGUCACCGGUGGAAACAGAGAGGCGUCAUGUUGCGUCGAGAUUAGCAUUGAUGCAGAGCAACUCCUUGGGCGUUCUCAGCCUAUAUCCUGCCGAGGCCAACAAGCAAACGAAACACAUUCAGGGAUGGGAGACUUGUCGGCGACCGCAUUCCUCCUCCUCGCUCCCCGAACACCGAUUUAUGGUGGCAGACGUCUCCAGAAAAGAAACACAUCGCAGUCAGUCUGCGCUGGGAAAACUGGAAUGUGGCGGGAAAGAUGAACGUCUACGCCCCAUUCGUGCUACCAGUGUGCAGUGUAGGAAAGCCACGUCGUCUGAGGUGAUUAGCAAUAAACAAGAGACAUCACAAACCUCGAGCACGUACACCUUCAACCUUGGCACCACGCCGCAGAUCAGCUACCGGUUCCUCCACCACAACGAUCUCGACUGCUACAUGGAACAAUACAGGGAGCAGUAUACGUACAAGCGCUUGGCUGUGUUAAGACCCAACGUGAACGAGAUGCGCCCGUACCAGAUGACCCUCCCUGUAUCCCCGCUCCUGCGGUGUUUUGAUAUGUUUGGGUGUAUCCAGCCACCCCCGGGCUGCGGGCCCCGAAUGAGCCUCAGUCGCCUUCAGGCCGCCGGAAGCACCCCUCCAGGCCGGACUUCGCCCAAGAAGCAGAUUCGGAAGAAGGUGGUGAAGUCGUCGUCUCCCGAAAGCCGCCCCUACAGACAGACGUCCAACGUGCUGGCAGCCGAAAAUGGCGUCCUCAAGAUGGAAUUCCAGGGGCAACCACUACCACAGGUUCUGCCUCCAGCAACAACUCAAGCGCUGACUAGCGGCCGGAAGUCCUCCACUAGCGUAUACAGCGACCCUUGUCUGUCGUCUGUCUCUGUCGGCAACAUCAAAAUCCCCAUCAUCAGCCGCACCAGGCCCACCAUUCCCAGCAAUGCCCAUGGCACCAUCUACGCCUCUUCCACUGAGACCCCGACAUACGUCGUCUCAUACCACAAGAACAAAUGAUUUUUGGCAUUGUUUCGGUGCAAAUCUGUUCCGACCAAGACCUCUACAUACGAGGCUGAGACAGGGGUUCGUUGUGGUUGGUCCACGAACUUUAUCCGUCUCUACGGGAGGUAACUGCUGAGAAAUAUCAAGAUAUGCUGCAUGGCCGUGCACGUUUGAGAUCCACAUCUACAUCUGGGAACAGCUAAUGCGUAUGUAAAGUAUAAGAACAACCAUCAACAAGUUGUGAAACUCCUGUUCAACAUGCAUGACAUUAUCAACGGAAUGUCCUGUUUCAGUGUACUCGUGAGAAGACGUGCAAAUAGGUAGUCAAGCAUGUCAUCAUUCCUUAUAGGGAUACUCUGGCAUACUGUAGUAACCAUGCCGGCGCUCGCUGUUGGAGCGGCAACCGUGAGGGUAUGAGGUGUCAUCUUGAGGUAUUGGCUGUCCUUUAGUAUACAUCUUUUCCCUGAUAUGUACCUUGAAGAAGCGGUAUACAUGUGUUGACGAUCUGGUGUAAUUACUUGAUGUUCUUAUUGUAUGUGCCCCUGUUUCUUCAUAAGGGUUAUUUUCUUGCAAUGUUAUAUGAGUAAAGCCACACUUCCAUCAGGUGAGAGAAGCGCUGUGAGGCAACACCUUCGAACAGUGGAUGCUGGAACAAAAAACAGCGUGGUAUCUAAAUUUGUCCACCACGUCAGGUUAACGAUGUAGGGGAACUUUGUUUUCAGCAGUAGUGUAGUUCAACACCAGUGAUGAGAAUGUUCGUUGGGAUUAAAUGAGUUCCAUGCAACA